Nomascus leucogenys (northern white-cheeked gibbon) is the source of this 1809-nucleotide messenger RNA. RefSeq names its product ATPase family AAA domain-containing protein 3C-like. Gene Ontology annotation, biological process: mitochondrion organization. The record is from RefSeq and is a predicted model, not a curated record. The transcript has 12 exons. The coding region runs from base 1 to 1437 and encodes 478 amino acids. Gene Ontology annotation, cellular component: mitochondrion. Lineage: Eukaryota; Metazoa; Chordata; Mammalia; Primates; Hylobatidae. Gene Ontology annotation, molecular function: ATP hydrolysis activity; ATP binding; zinc ion binding.
AUGUCAAAGGACGCCCUGAAUCUGGCGCAGAUGCAGGAUCAGACACUGCAGCCGGAGCAACAGUCUAAGCUCAAACAACUUGUCAAUGAGGAGAAUUUACGGAAGCAGGAGGAGUCCAUGCGGAAGCACCAUCAGACCUUCUUGGAGUCCAUCAGGACAGCUGGCACCUUGUUUGGGGAAGGAUUCCAUGCCUUUGUGACCGACCGGGACAAAGUGACAGCCACAGUGGCAGGGCUGACGCUGCUGGCUGUUGGGGUCUACUCAGCCAAGAAGGCCACGCUUGUCGCUGGCCGCUUCAUCAAGGCUCGGCUGGGGAAGCCGCCCCUGGUGAGGGAGACGUCCCGCAUCACGGUGCUGGAGGCGCUGCGGCACCCCAUCCAGGUAGUCAGCCGGCGGCUCCUCAGUCGGCCCCAGGACGCGCAGGAGGGUGUUGUGCUCAGUCCCAGCCUGGAAGCGCGGGUGCGCGACAUUGCCAUAACAACAAGGAAUAUCAAGAAUAACCGGGGCCUGUACAGGAAUGUCCUGACGUACGGCCCACCAGGCACCGGGAAGAUGCUAAUCCCCAAGAAACUCGCCCUGCACUCAGGCAUGGACUACGCCAUCAUGACAGGCGGGGACGUGGCCCCCAUGGGGCGGGAAGGCGUGACCGCCAUGCACAAGCUCUUUGACUGGGCCAGUACCAGCCGGCGCGGCCUCCUGCUCUUCAUGGAUGAAGCGGACGCCUUCCUUCGGAAGCGAGCCUCCGAGGAGAUAAGCAACGACCUCAGAGCCACACUGAAUGCCUUCCUGUACCACAUGGGCCAGCACAGCAACAAAUUCAUGCUGGUCCUGGCCAGCAAUCUGCCUGAGCAGUUCGACUGCGCCAUCAACAGCCGCAUUGACGUGAUGGUCCACUUCGACCUGCCGCAGCAGGAGGAGCGGGAGCGCCUGGUGAGAAUGUAUUUUGACAACUAUGUUCUUAAGCCGGCCACAGAAGGAAAACGGCGCCUGAAGCUGGCCCAGUUUGACUACGGGAGGAAGUGCUCGGAGAUCGCUCGGCUGACAGAGGGCAUGUCAGGCCAAGAGAUCGCACAGCUGGCUCUGUCCUGGCAGGCCAUGGCCUAUGCCUCCAAGGACGGGGUCCUCACUGAGGCCAUGAUGGACGCCGACGUGCAAGAUGCUGUCCAGCAGUACCGACAGAAGAUGCGCUGGCUGAAGACUGAGGGGCCUGGGAGCGGGGUUGAGCGCCCGCUAUCCCGAGUCCAAGGCGAGACCCGCACCUCAUGGAGCCUGGCAGCGGACCCCUCCUACCCCUGCCUUGUCGGCCCCCAUACAUUUAGGAUAUGCUCCCGGGUGGGGAUGGGCUGUGCCCAGGGCCUCUGUGCACCAGGAUGUCUUGUGGUGGGGGUCAGCCAUUCUGCCCCCCCCAGAACACCCCCUGUUGUAGGCACUGGCUAGGGAGGAGCAGGCCUCCUUCCUGCCCCUCAAGACACUCUUUGGAGAUGCAUUUUCCCUCUGGCUCCGAGGGGGAGGGUGAGGCUUUGCACCCCAGCCGCUUUCCAGGCCACUGGGAGGGUGGGUGCUGGCUGAGCCCCUGGGGCAGAAGGAGUGGGGCACGCCAGGUCUUUGUUCUCAGCUCCCACAGCAGAGACAGGUGAGGGGGUCCCUGCCGGGACUAGACAGAGGUGGGGCGGCCUGAACACUGAUUCCAGCCGUGGCCAGGAGGCAGGGAACCUGGCGGGGGUGUCUGAGGCCACACUGUCAGCUGGCCAGUCCAAGCCUGUGGCUGGAGCUGGUGUCUUUAUCUAAUAAAGUCCCACAGGUGCCUCA